Cetraspora pellucida is the source of this 333-nucleotide messenger RNA. Lineage: Eukaryota; Fungi; Glomeromycota; Glomeromycetes; Diversisporales; Gigasporaceae. The record is from the annotation of a GenBank genome assembly.
CAACUUAAAUAUCAAAAUACAAAGCAUUCUAAUUUUAAGAAACCAUUAAUUGAAAUUACAUGUCAAGUUAAUAAUUCAAAUAAUUUGCUUAUUGAUAAUUUGACUAAUUUAUUUAUUAACCAAAGUAAUGUCAACAAUAAUAAUUUUAUAGAAGAUAAUGCUAUUUUUAAAGUAGAUAUAAGUGUUCUUUCUCAAAUUAUUAAUGAAAUUGCAAGAACAAAAAGUACAGAAAAAUUUGAAAUUGCUGUUCAAUUUAAAAUAUUAGAUCAAUCAUUAAAUAAAAUCACAAGAUUUAUUUGUGAACAAGUUGAAACUAGAAAUGAAUACAAGUGA